GCAGCCGCAGUGGCCGGCGCCGCAGCCAGGAGCCAUGGGCAAUAUCUCCUCCAACAUCUCGGCCUUCCAGUCCCUGCACAUCGUCAUGCUGGGCUUGGACUCAGCCGGCAAGACCACCGUGCUCUACAGACUCAAGUUCAACGAGUUCGUGAACACCGUGCCCACCAUCGGCUUCAACACCGAGAAGAUCAAGCUGAGCAACGGCACGGCCAAGGGCAUCAGCUGCCACUUCUGGGACGUGGGCGGCCAGGAGAAGCUACGGCCGCUGUGGAAAUCCUACAGCCGCUGCACCGAUGGGAUCAUCUACGUGGUAGACUCGGUGGACGUGGACCGGCUGGAGGAGGCCAAGACGGAGCUCCACAAGGUGACCAAAUUCGCCGAGAACCAGGGCACGCCGCUGCUGGUCAUUGCCAACAAGCAGGACCUGCCCAAGUCGCUGCCGGUAGCCGAAAUCGAGAAACAGCUGGCGCUGCACGAGCUUAUCCCGGCCACCACCUACCACGUCCAGCCGGCAUGCGCCAUCAUUGGCGAGGGCCUCACCGAGGGCAUGGACAAGCUCUACGAGAUGAUCUUGAAGCGCAGGAAAUCUCUCAAGCAGAAGAAGAAGCGGUAAAGCGCCGGGGGCGCGGGAAGCGGGGGGAGCGAGUGAGUCAGGAGUGAAUGAAUGGAUGUGGAUGGCCGGGCGGGAAUCCGCGCCCGCGAACAAAGACAGCGAACCAAAGCAAUGCUUCCAAUUUUCCAAACGGCACCUCUGCACCUCGGUGCGGGCCUGGGGACUCUAACCCGGGCCUGAAGGCCGACUUUCCUGGCCAGUCCUCACUCCAGGUCAGGGGACCUUUUGUCUGAAUGCCAGAGCUUCAGAUGGGCUGGGGG
Messenger RNA from Chrysochloris asiatica (Cape golden mole), 873 nucleotides. RefSeq names its product ADP-ribosylation factor-like 4C (gene ARL4C). Gene Ontology annotation, cellular component: cytoplasm. Gene Ontology annotation, molecular function: GTPase activity; GTP binding. The record is from RefSeq and is a predicted model, not a curated record. NCBI's taxonomy places the organism in Eukaryota, Metazoa, Chordata, Mammalia, Afrosoricida, Chrysochloridae. Gene Ontology annotation, biological process: intracellular protein transport; endocytic recycling. The transcript has a single exon. Bases 35 to 613 code for a protein of 192 amino acids.